Nyctereutes procyonoides (raccoon dog) is the source of this 1786-nucleotide messenger RNA. RefSeq names its product cyclin dependent kinase 1 (gene CDK1). Lineage: Eukaryota; Metazoa; Chordata; Mammalia; Carnivora; Canidae. Gene Ontology annotation, molecular function: RNA polymerase II CTD heptapeptide repeat kinase activity; cyclin-dependent protein serine/threonine kinase activity; ATP binding. Gene Ontology annotation, cellular component: nucleus. The record is from RefSeq and is a predicted model, not a curated record. Bases 652 to 1545 code for a protein of 297 amino acids. The transcript has 9 exons. Gene Ontology annotation, biological process: mitotic G2 DNA damage checkpoint signaling; G2/M transition of mitotic cell cycle; protein phosphorylation.
CUGGACGACGCCGAUCGCCGGGCUCCGGCCUGGGCCCCGCGCGCGCCGCCCUGCUCCCUGGCGUGGACGGCCGGACCCGCCCUGGGCCAGGCGCCCGCGCGGGAACGCCGGCGGGCCCCGCUAGCCUGGGGGCCUUCUCGGGGUUCCCUGCGCCCGCGGCCCUGGCGCGCCCGGAGCUGUGGAGAGACUUGGCCAAGGGCAGAACCGGAGGAAGCCCGGGCUUUCCCCUCUGCCCGAAGCUGCUGUAGGUGCUGCGCGGUCGGCCCAAGGGGAAGGCUCAGGAACGCCCAGAGAAAGAGCACGCACGUGUGCGCUCAGCAUUCUUGAGUCAGGCUUCAUUUGACGCUAGAGCCCCCAGUGUGCACGGACACACCUUGCUGCCUUCAGAGAGCCGAGCCGGAGGCCCCUGGGCAUGUUCAAUCUGGGUAUCGAGGAAGAGAGGAUUGCCGUUCAGUGAGAUGAAAGAUGUCUAAGAUUGGGACUCCUAGCCAGGGUAGUGCGACUUCGCUCACUCAAGAUUUUCUUGCUUCUACUUGUGGAAUGAUCCCGGAGACGAACGCGAGCGUCGAUUACCCAGGGACCUUCGCACGUAAUCUUACCAGGGAUGAGUGUGUUGGAAAAUCAAGGAGCUACCGUAUCUGUUGAUUAACUAUGGAAGAUUAUACCAAAAUAGAGAAAAUUGGAGAAGGUACCUAUGGAGUUGUGUAUAAGGGUAGACACAAAACUACAGGUCAAGUGGUAGCCAUGAAGAAAAUCAGACUAGAAAGUGAAGAGGAAGGGGUUCCUAGUACUGCAAUUCGGGAAAUUUCUCUAUUAAAAGAACUUCGUCAUCCAAAUAUAGUCAGUCUUCAGGAUGUGCUUAUGCAAGAUUCCAGGUUAUAUCUCAUCUUUGAAUUCCUUUCCAUGGAUCUCAAGAAAUACUUAGAUUCCAUCCCUCCUGGUCAGUUCAUGGAUUCUUCACUUGUUAAGAGUUAUUUGUACCAAAUCCUACAAGGGAUUGUGUUUUGCCACUCCAGAAGAGUUCUGCACAGAGACUUAAAACCUCAAAACCUGUUGAUUGAUGACAAAGGGACAAUUAAAUUGGCUGAUUUUGGCCUUGCCAGAGCUUUUGGAAUACCUAUUAGAGUAUACACACAUGAGGUAGUAACGCUGUGGUAUAGAUCUCCAGAAGUAUUGUUGGGGUCAGCUCGCUACUCCACUCCAGUUGACAUUUGGAGUAUAGGUACCAUAUUUGCAGAGUUAGCAACUAAGAAACCACUUUUCCAUGGGGAUUCAGAAAUCGAUCAACUCUUCAGAAUUUUCAGAGCUUUGGGCACCCCCAAUAAUGAAGUGUGGCCAGAAGUGGAAUCUUUACAGGACUAUAAGAAUACAUUUCCCAAGUGGAAACCAGGAAGCCUGGCAUCCCAUGUUAAAAACUUGGAUGAAAAUGGCUUAGAUCUGCUCUCGAAAAUGUUAGUCUAUGAUCCUGCCAAACGAAUUUCUGGCAAAAUGGCAUUGAAUCAUCCAUAUUUUAAUGAUUUGGACAAUCAGAUUAAGAAGAUGUAGCUUUCUGACAGUUUCCAUGUAUCAAGAACAGAUAGUUACAUUUUUACUGUUAACUUUGUCUAUUUUUGUUUGUGUAUUUUUCUUUGUUGUAAACUUAAGCUAUACUUCAUCUUCUGAUUUCAAAAGUGUAACUUAAAAAUGUAAAUAUUGUUCUAUAUCAAUUUAAAUAUAAUAAUUCUGUAUAUGUUUAUAGAUCUCACUGUAACAACUGUUUGUUACCAUAAUAAAACUAUAAAUCUAG